Phoenix dactylifera (date palm) is the source of this 5881-nucleotide messenger RNA. RefSeq names its product 1-phosphatidylinositol-3-phosphate 5-kinase FAB1B-like. Gene Ontology annotation, molecular function: ATP binding; metal ion binding; 1-phosphatidylinositol-3-phosphate 5-kinase activity. Gene Ontology annotation, biological process: phosphatidylinositol phosphate biosynthetic process. Gene Ontology annotation, cellular component: endosome membrane. The record is from RefSeq and is a predicted model, not a curated record. NCBI's taxonomy places the organism in Eukaryota, Viridiplantae, Streptophyta, Magnoliopsida, Arecales, Arecaceae.
AGGGGGAGUGGGUGUUGAAAAUAGUGAAUUUUGCCAUUUGAUUUUGUGGCAUCAGAUGAAUAUUUCGGAAUGACUUGGAUUUGGAGGGUCUGUCAACGAUGGAAACCUCUGAUAAGGCAUUCUCCGAGAUAGUUGGCAUGCUGAAGUCCUUGAUCCCUCGACGGUCCGAGCCUGCGAAUGUAUCAAGGGACUUUUGGAUGCCCGACCACAGCUGUAGAGUUUGUUAUGAGUGUGAUUCACAAUUCACAAUCUUCAACCGCAGACACCAUUGCCGUCUUUGCGGGCGUAUUUUCUGUGGAAGGUGCACCGCAAAUUCUAUCCCCAUUUUGUCUGAUGACCCAAAGAGUCGCCGAGAAGCAAAGAAGCAGAUUCGAGUUUGUAACUUUUGUUUUAAACAGUGGGAGCAGGAAGUAGCGGCAGCUGUUAAUGGGGUUCAAGCAUAUGGUCCAAUCAUUAGUCCUUCACUUUCAACAACCAGUUUGGUCAGUACCAUGUCCAGUGGGACUGUUAACAGCACAGCCACAACCAUCUGUUCCUACUCAACUGGACCUUAUCAGCAUGUCCCAUAUGGUUCUGGCCCUAGUCCUGGCCAAUCUGAAAAUAUUGAAACCUUUGCAGAUAAUCAGGAUGCUCUAAUAUAUGGAAGGGGCAUGGACAUUAGAGAUCCAUCUCCACUCACUCGAUUAAGCUAUUCUAUGAACAGGAGUAGCGACAAUGAUGAUGUGUACGGUUUAUGCCCUUCUAAUUUGGAAGCACAAAGUUUUCAGCAUUCUGAUGACUUCUAUGGCCAAGUUGAGUUUGAUGAGAUUGACCAGGAUUUCCAUUCAAAUGAAGUGCAUCCUGCUGAAGAAAAUAUUGAUGCCAAGGAAAUCUGCUCUCCUCUGCAUGACAACAAAAAAUUUCAUGCUUCUUUAGAUGUUGAUAAGAUGGAGGAAGAAGUUGAACCUGAUAAUAGCUAUGAAUGUGAUGCUGCUUCCAUCUAUGGAAUGGAAAAUACAGAUGCAGAGCCUGUGGACUUUGAGAAUAAUGGACUACUUUGGCUUCCUCCUGACCCAGAAGAUGAAGAAGAUGACAGAGAGGCUGUUCUAUAUGAUGAUGAUGAUGAAGAUGCUUCCGGAGAGUGGGGAUAUCUUCGCUCAUCAAAUAGCUUAGGCAGCGGUGAGUACCGGAGUAGAGAUCGGUCAAGUGAAGAGCACAAGAUGGCUAUGAAAAGUGUGGUCGAUGGACAUUUCAGGGCUUUGAUAGCUCAACUACUGCAGGUUGAAAAUCUUCCUGUGGGGGAGGAAAAUGAUAAGGGAAGUUGGUUGGAAAUAAUUACAUCUUUGUCAUGGGAAGCAGCUACUCUCCUUAAGCCAGACACUAGCAAGGGAGGAGGUAUGGAUCCUAGUGGGUAUGUGAAGGUUAAGUGCUUAGCUUGUGGAAAUCGCAGUGAAAGCACGGUUUUAAAAGGAGUUGUAUGUAAGAAGAAUGUGGCACACCGGCGCAUGACAUCCAAAAUAGAAAAACCUCGUUUCCUAAUUCUCGGAGGGGCUCUUGAGUACCAGCGAGUAACAAAUCUGCUGUCAAGUUUUGAUACUUUGCUGCAGCAGGAAAUGGAUCACUUGAAAAUGGCAGUUGCAAAGAUAGGUGCUCACCACCCCAAUGUCCUUUUGGUGGAGAAAUCAGUGUCUCGGUUUGCCCAAGAUUAUCUUCUGGCAAAGAACAUUUCACUUGUUUUGAAUAUCAAGAGGCCUCUCUUGGAGCGUAUAGCCCGCUGCACUGGUGCUCAGAUAGUGCCUUCUAUUGACCAUCUGUCAUCUCAGAAACUGGGGUACUGCGAUUUAUUUCAUGUGGAAAAGUUUGUUGAAGAGCAUGGUGGUGCAGGGCAAGGAGGAAAGAAAAUGAUGAAGACUUUGAUGUUUUUUGAAGGGUGCCCGAAGCCCUUGGGUUGCACUAUUUUGCUUAAAGGAGCCAAUACGGAUGAGUUGAAGAAAGUGAAACAUGUAGUCCAAUAUGGAGUUUUUGCAGCCUACCACUUGGCUUUAGAAACAUCUUUUCUUGCAGAUGAAGGUGCUACUCUACCAGAACUUCCCUUAAAGUCUCCAAUUACUGUGGCACUGCCUGAUAUUCCUUCUAGCAUCGACAGAUCCAUUUCCAAAAUACCUGGCUUCACAGGCUCUGCUGCUGGCAAGCCCCAACUUGUUAGUGAUGCUCAAAGAUCCCAUACAUCAGAUUCAUCUCUAGCAUUAUUGAAUUCUGACAAAAUGGUAAAGGCAACAUCACUGUAUUCCUCUGAAAGCAAAAACCCUCAAAUGGCAGAUUCUGCCUCUGCAUUUAGCUUAUUAUCUAUUGAUACUAAAGGGUUUUCUGUGGAGAACAGCAACCAGGCUGAGCAAGUUGUGGAACCAACAAGCAGGCCAUCCAUAUCUUCUUUAUCUACAUCUGGUGCAGUCUCAAAUUCUUCUCCUGGACAUCAUGCCAUGAAAGAGAAAAAUAAGGUUUGCUUGGGAGAAUGUGAUGAGGCUGAAACAUUUAGACCCCAUGACUCCGCAAUUGAGCUUGACUCUGUUGUCCCAGGCAGCUGUAUUGAUAGUUUGGAGACCUCAGAAAGGUCUGGUGUAAUGACUAACAAUACCGAAUUCAAGAGCAAUCAUAUGGUAGAAAAGCAACCUGGCCCCUCCAGUUUGGCAACUUUAUGUCAGGAAAUUGACCAGAGGCCUGAAAACACAUCAAUAAAGGAAGAGUUCCCACCUUCUCCUUCUGAUCAUCAGAGUAUUUUGGUUUCUCUAUCAACCCGUUGUGUGUGGAAAGGAACUGUUUGUGAGCGCUCACAUCUCUUUCGUAUCAAGUACUAUGGAAACUUUGAUAAACCUUUGGGCAGAUAUUUACGCGACCAUCUUUUUGACCAGAGUUAUAUGUGCCAUUCUUGUGAUAUGCCUUCAGAAGCUCAUGUUCAUUGUUACACACAUCACCAGGGCAGUCUGACUAUAUCUGUUAGAAAGCUUCCAGAAAUUCUUUUGAAAGGAGAACGAGAUGGCAAGAUCUGGAUGUGGCAUAGGUGCUUACGGUGCCCUCGUAAUUGUGGAUUCCCUCCGGCAACUCGUAGAGUUGUGAUGUCUGAUGCUGCUUGGGGUUUAUCUUUUGGUAAAUUUUUGGAGCUUAGCUUUUCAAAUCAUGCUGCUGCAAGUAGGGUGGCUAGCUGUGGCCAUUCUCUUCACAGAGACUGCCUCCGAUUUUAUGGGUUUGGAAAAAUGGUUGCUUGCUUCCGUUAUGCAUCAAUUGAUGUUCACUCUGUAUACCUGCCUCCUUCCAAGCUUGAUUUCAAUUAUGAGCAUCAGGAGUGGAUACAGAAGGAGGCGAAUGAGGUGGCCGAUGGGGCAGAACUUUUGUUCAACGAAAUUCUAAAUGCUUUGCACCAAAUUGCUGAGAGAAAGAGUAUUAAUGGUAGCAUUAAAGUACCAGAAUUGAGACAUCACAUUGUUGAACUUGAAGGAAUUCUGCAGAAGGAGAAGGCUGAAUUUGUGGAUUAUCUACAUAAAGUACUGAAAAAGGAGGCAAGGAAGGGGCAACCGGUCAUUGAUAUUCUUGAGGUUAAUAAGCUAAAGAGGCAGUUGAUCUUUUAUUCAUAUUUAUGGGAUCAAAUGUUGAUAUUUGCUGCUGGAUCAGAUAGUGAUGAAGUUCUUAACAGUUUCAUUACAAGAGAUAAGGAGAAGCUGACAGAUCUGAAUCUAGGACCGAAGCCACAAAAAGACUUUAAUAGUUCAGACACUUCUCCUGGAGAUUUCACAAACAAUGAAUUCCUUAAUGGGAGCACAGAUGCAGUUAACCAUCAGGAGGAUAUCAAUGAUCAGCAUACUCAUUAUUCUGAUCAUCAAAGAUGUAUAGAACUGGAUUCUUUUCAAGGGAAACAAAUCAAAACCCACCUUUCUACCAGCACAAGUGCAAGCGAACAAUCAGUUCUUUUAGAAACCGGUCUUAUUGGCCGUCGAACCCUCUCUGAUGGGCAGUUUCCAAUUAUGUUAAAUCUAUCAGACACUUUUGAUGCAAAGUGGACAGGUGAAAAUGGUCCUUUCCUUUUUGAUGCAAGCUUGUUGGAUUCAUCAAAUUCUUUUGAUGCUGCAGAUGCAGCAUCAGUGUCCAAGGAUUCAGACGAACGAAGUGGAGCUGAAAUAACUCAAUCAUUUGCCUCUGCAUUGCUCACCAAGUUGGGGGGCAGUGCUGAGGACUUCUCAAUCUGGAUUAGAAUGCCUUUUCUGAACUUUUAUCGUCCUUUUAACCGGAUUUUGGGAAGCACUCCAAGAUUUACUGCUCUCAAUGAGUAUAAUCCUGUCUAUGUUCCUUUGUUCCGGGAGUUAGAGCGUCAGGGUGGGGCAAGAUUUCUUCUUCCUGUUGGAGUCAACGACACAGUCAUCCCAGUUUAUGAUGAUGAACCAACCAGUAUCAUUUCUUAUGCACUUGUCUCACCUGAAUAUCAUAUUCAGAUUUCAGAUGAGCGGGAGAGAACUAGAGAUGGUGCAGAAAUUUCACCUUUGUUGCCACCCUAUGAGUCCGGAAAUUUUCACCUAUCUCAGUCAUUUGAUGAAACUACUUCCGAACCUUACAAAAGUUUUGGAUCAAUUGACGAUAGCAUUUUGUCUUUGUCUGGGAGCAGGGGCUCUGUAGGUUUGGAUCCACUUAUCUAUACAAAAGGAAUGCAUGUCAAAGUUUCUUUUGCAGAUGAAGGCCCACUUGGAAAAGUGAAAUAUACUGUCACCUGUUAUUAUGCGAAACGCUUUGAUGCUUUAAGAAGAACUUGCUGCCCAUCAGAGUUUGAUUUCAUAAGGUCUCUCAGUCAUUGUAAAAAAUGGGGAGCACAGGGUGGCAAGAGCAAUGUCUUUUUUGCAAAAUCAUUGGAUGAUAGGUUCAUUAUAAAACAAGUUACAAAAACUGAACUAGAGUCAUUUAUCAAGUUUGCUCCAGAGUAUUUUAAAUACCUCUCAGAGUCAAUAGGCACUAGAAGCCCCACAUGCUUGGCUAAGAUUCUGGGUAUUUAUCAGGUUACAUCAAGGAACCUGAAGGGUGGAAAAGAACUGAGGAUGGAUGUGCUGGUUAUGGAGAAUCUUUUGUUUGGAAGGAAUGUGACAAGGUUGUAUGACUUAAAGGGAUCUUCAAGGUCACGCUAUAAUCCAGAUUCAAGUGGUAACAAUAAAGUACUUCUUGAUCAAAACUUAAUCGAAUCAAUGCCAACUUCUCCAAUUUUUGUGGGGAACAAGGCAAAGCGGCUGUUGGAGAGAGCUGUUUGGAAUGAUACCUCAUUCCUCGCGUCCAUAGAUGUAAUGGAUUACUCUUUACUGGUUGGAGUGGAUGAGGAGAAGCACGAACUGGUACUGGGAAUCAUAGAUUUCAUGAGGCAGUAUACGUGGGACAAACACCUAGAGACAUGGGUGAAAGCUUCAGGAAUUUUGGGUGGGCCGAAGAAUGUGUCUCCAACAGUGGUUUCACCAAAGCAAUACAAAAAGCGGUUCAGGAAGGCCAUGUCUGCAUAUUUUCUUGUGGUCCCAGAUCAGUGGUCACCCCCUACAAUUAUCCCCAACAAUUCACAGACUGAUGCCUGUCAAGAUAUUCAGCAGGAUGGUUCAUUCGAAACAUAAGAUAGUUUCUGUAAAUUUCAAGAUGUAAGUAUGGGAAUCACAAAUCUUUCUAGGGCUUCCUUCAUAUAUUCCUCCUUUUUCCUUUUUCCUUUUUUAUUCUUGUUUUUAUCCCUACAGUUGGCAGCCUCAUUCGUAUUCUAUUGUAUGUUUGUGAAUUAUUUUUUGAGGAUGCAGCACAACACCUUCUACAUGCCAGAGAAUAUUGGCAUACUAUUAAAUAACCUCCGCAUAUACAAUACAGGAAGUUGUUUAUGCUUUGUCUUUUACCUUUA